AUGAUAAUUAGAUUUUAAAAUACCUGCUAUGUAUGUCAUUUAAUAACAAAAGAUAAAUACCGUUCAUUAGCUUUGAAAAGAAGACAAAAAAUUAGAAGAAAAGAUUACAGAAAGCAAAAUUAAAAAUAUUUUUAUAAAUUGUUGAGCUUUACUUUUAAACAAAGUCGGCGCAAAAUUUGCCUUUGCGCAUGCAUAUACUUAUUAAUAUUUAUUUUUGCAAUUUCAUCUGUAGAAUGUGCUUCUUACAAGCCAUCUGAUUUCGUAAAUAGUAUUUUUAACUUCUCUGGUUUGAAGGAAGGUUUGUAUCAGAUAAAUAUUCUCUAAAAUCAAGAGAGCGAUGGCUUUUAAGGAGAGACUAUUAUGGGAUUUGGGCAUUACAACAAAAAUGAUUAAUACGCAGGCAUAAUUACGAGAGAUCAGACUUUAAAAAAAUUAAACUUGUAUUUAUGGAAUUCAUCAUAAAAAUUUUACAAUAAAAUAAAUACUUUCUGCAGCCCUGCUGAUGAAACAUGCAGUAAGGACAUAAAAAAUAUCAUACCAAUUGAUUGGGAUUAUAAUGGGUAUUUAGACCUGAUAAUUAUAUCUGAUAAUUCUGAUGGGAUUCAAAAUACAGAUUAUACAGCACAUUUUCUAUUUUAAUAUGUACAAAAUAUUUAAUCUUCUGAAUGCACUUCAAGUUCCUGUACACUUGUUAAUGUUGUGAGUUAUUAUGUAGAUUCCAACACAUAACCAUUUAUCAUACCUUACUAUAAGGAUACUUAGCAUUUACAUGGAUUAUUUUAUUACAAGAAAACAGAAGGCUUCUAAAAAAGAGUUGUUAUCAUAGGUGAUCCUAACGAUCCUACAUAUUAAAAAUUAUCUACAAUAGAUUUUUCAAGCUUAGUAGAAUAAGACAACAAAUAAUGCAUAAAUGGAGAUGAGUUAGAUGAAAUUUUAUCUAGAAGGUUGCCUGAUAUACAUUUCAGCUCUGUAUUAGAUUUAAACGGGGAUUGCAGAAAUGAUUUAUUUAUACACUCUGUCGUUAACAAUCCUGAUACUACUUAAUCUCACUCAUUUGAAUUUUACAUCAGAUUAGAAAAUGGACUUUACUGCUUAACAUAAGUGUACAAAGUUCCACCUGAAUAAAUAGUUCAAGCAAUCGGUUUCACAGAUAUCAAUUUUGAUGGAGGUAUUGAUAUGGUAAUUGUUUACAAUGAUUAGGAUCACACGUAAUAUAAAAGCAAAAUGCAAAUAGCUUUCAAUCAUAUAACUCCUUCAGCUAAGAAUCUUUGCUCAGAAAAUGAUAUUUUUACCAAAAUUUAUGGCGAUUUAUCAAACAUAUUUGAAACUUAAUCAGAUAUUCUUAUCAUAGAUUUUGAAUUUAGAAUAUUCAAAUCUGAUGAUCAAAUAAACUAUCCUAGUCUUAGGUUUGGUGAUUUUAACUUAGAUGGAUAUAAUGAUCUAUUGAUGACAAUCACUAAAGAUUCCAUAGAUUCUUACAGCUAUUUCUUCGAAAAUACUUACUGUGACCUUCCUUAGUGCGAAAAACUUUUGAGUAACCAUAAAAGAUACUUUGAACUAUAAGGAUAAAAUACUAAGUAUGGUUUAAUAAGUAGCCAAAAAUCAAUAUCAGCAUCGUUUUUCGAUUUUAAUGAAAAUGGAUAACUUGAUAUAAUUCUAAAUACUUACACAAUUGACCCUGAAACAUUGGAAAAGCAAAUCUCUGUUACUGCAAUUUAUAAUUUUUUAAAGACAGAUUCUUAUUUUGUUAAAGCCUUUGUUAUGAAUGGAUCUUUAGAUGGAACUGUAAAUAACGAUUAUACAAGCAGCAACAUUUAUGGAGCAACAGUUGUUUGUAAAGUAAUUAGCAUAGAAGAAUAAGUUAAGCCUAUUAAAGGAAUUUAACUCUAUUAGAGUGCUUUUAUUCCAUUAUAAAUACCAUAUGUUAUUAUGGGAAUAGCAAGAACUAACUCUUAUAUAGAAAAUCUUAGUGUUGGAUUGGGACUGCAAAGCAGUAACUCAGUGAAUGUAUGGAAUCCUAUCAUCCCUAACAGCUAAAUUAACAUUUACCCAUCAAAAAAUAAUCCAGAUAAUUGGAAAGCUGUAUCUUUUAUGGUAAAUGUUACAGAAUCUCUGUUGGCAAUUUUAAUUAUUGCAGCAUGUAUUUUAGUAGUCCUUGGUAUUGUAAUAUAUUAUUUAUUUCUAAGGGAGAAGAAUUAAGAUAAAAGGGAAAUAGAAGUGGCUAAUUUAUUAAUUUGA
Molecule: messenger RNA, 2238 nt
Organism: Tetrahymena thermophila SB210
Lineage: Eukaryota; Ciliophora; Oligohymenophorea; Hymenostomatida; Tetrahymenidae
Product: FG-GAP repeat protein
Exons: 12
Cellular component (GO): plasma membrane
Source: RefSeq, a predicted model, not a curated record